CCCCCCCUCACACACACACACACAUACACACACACACACACACACACACACUCGCGUACACGCACGCACACACGGAACAUCCUCUCCCGUCAGGUUUCCCGGUCCAGCCCCGCCCGCGUCUCCUGCUUCCCGCAGACCGUCUCCCUACAUCCUUACACACCUCGCCUCUCCAUUCUUUCCGGCUCCGGGAUUCUUUCCGGCUCCGGGACCCUCCCCUCCAAUCCCCCAACAACACCCUGGGAUGGAGCGACUGGAGCCCGCCCGGAGCCCCCCGCGGCCGGGGUGAAAGUCCUCCGCCCCUCUCCCGCCCGGCACUCCGAGCAACAUGGGCCUGAGGGGUUCCCGGGGCGCCGGACGCUGGAAAUGACGGAUGCUGGAGCUCUCUUGAGUCAUGGCUUCCUCAAAGCUCCGAGAACCUGUGGAUGAAGUUUUUGACCUGGACUUGGCUGUACCAGAGACCACCAGACUGGACAGCAGCUUACACAAAGCCCGGGCCCAGCUGCUGGCCAAGGGCCGGAGACACCGGCCUUCCCGCUCCAGGCUACGUGACAGUGCCAGCUCUGCUGAGGACGGUGAAAGCUCUGAUGGGCCCGGAGGCAAGGUGACCGACGGCUGCGGUAGCCCUCUGCACCGGCUGCGCUCGCCUCUGCACUCGGGCCCAGGUUCUCCCGCCGGCGGCUCUUUCUGCCUGGAGCCCCCCGGCUUGCGGCGCAGCCUGGAUGAGGACGAGCCGCCGCCUUCGCCCCUCGCCCGCUACCGGCCCCUGCACAACGCCGCCUCGCAUGAGGGCCUGGCCGCCACCUCCGGCUCGCCCACGCGCUCCGCACCCUCCUCGGACAGCUCCCCCAGCUUCGUGCGCCGCUAUCCCCGAGCAGAGCCGCACAGCGAAGAUGACAGCCGGGAUGCCAGCCCCCCUGAGCCUGCCAGCCCCACCAUCGGCUUGGAUAAGAAGACCCGCAGAAAAUUCCUGGACCUGGGGGUCACUCUCCGCCGAGCAUCCACUGGCAAGAGCAGGAAGGAGAAGGGUAGCAACCGCCUGUCCAUGGGCAGCAGGGAGUCCGUAGAAGGUUCUGGAAGGACAGGGGGCUCCCCGUUCCUGCCCUUUUCCUGGUUCACAGACAGCGGCAAAGGCUCUGCUUCCUCAGGGAGCACCACCUCCCCGACCUGUUCCCCCAAACACGAGGGUUUCAGCCCCAAGAAGUCAGCUUCCCAGGAAUCCACCCUGAGUGAUGACUCCACACCUCCAAGCAGCAGCCCCAAGAUCCCCAGUGGUCCUCGACAGGAGACCAAGUGCUCCUAUCCCUACCAUACGUUGUCCCAGUCUUCGGACGAGUUCCUGGACGAGUCCCUCCCGACCGUACAACACUGGACCAGCCAGCAGGUGGGCCAGUGGCUGUGCAGCCUCAACCUGGAACAGUACGCUGCGGAGUUCGCUGCCCGACAGGUGGAUGGGCCGCAGCUCCUGCAGCUGGACGGAAGCAAACUGAAGAGCCUGGGGCUGAGCAACUCGCAUGACCGGGCGCUGGUGAAGCGGAAGUUGAAGGAGCUGGCAGCGGCCGCAGAGAAGGAACGGAAGGCGCAGGAGAAGACUGCCCGGCAGCGGGAGAAGCUGCGGCGUCGGGAGCAGGAGGCUAAGAAGAGCUAGGGGUGACUGGCGGGGCGGCGGGGCGGCACCCCGGAGCACUUGCAGCCACCUGCACGGGCCUCACCAGGGAAGUAGGGUCUAGGUUCCAGCUUCUUGGGGGCACGUGACCCCUCUCACCCUGUUUGGACCGAAUCCUCUGAAGGGAUAUCCCAGGGAGAGGGCCCAGUAAUAAACCCAAUUUCGAGGACUUGUUUGGCACAGAUUUCCAGGAGGAAGAAGGUGGCAGAUGAAGAGGGCAGAGGCCAGGAAUGCAGUAAAUCUGGAGCCCAGAGGAGCCUGGCCCAGGCUGAACCUCUUCCCUCUGACCAGAGUGGUACUGAAGAGGAAGUGAGCCAGCAAGAGAGGCCCUCCCAUGACCAGGAUUCCUAGGCUUAGAGAGCGGCCUGAGCAUCCCAGGAGGAGACAGAGCGGUCUCCUCAGCUCUUGAAGGUGGCUGUGUGGUGGGAGGGCAGUUCUCCCCAGAGAGGCCAGUGGGCUAGCAGCACUCAGGGUAGAUUCCCAGACAGCUCCUCAAAGGAGAGAAGAGCGAGCAGUGGAGGGUAAGCUGGCCUCUGUAAGGGCUGCAGAGUGGGGAGAAGGGGCCUCUUUCUCCCUCCUCUUCACUAACCCUGCAGGUCCCAGCGGGCAGGAUGGCCCUGCUCCUCUCCCACUGAGUCAGGCAUGGGUGGGUCUUCGACCCUUUCACAGAGCUAGAAUCCACUUCUUCAGAGAGUGCUUGAGCCUUCUUUGGGGUCAGGAUAAAUGGGAGCUGUUGGGGACAUAGGACACCCCCCACUAGUGACUGGGUGGCACUGAACUGGUGACUCUCAGCACACUAGCCGGGCAGAGACACGGUCUGAGGGUGGCCCGGAAGCUGCUGGAUCCGAAGGGUCCAUCAGCUCCCCAGGUCCCUUGGGCGUAUCAAGGCCUCAGCGAGCCUAGAGCUGACAAACAUUGCUGGCUCCGGUUUGAUAGGCCACAGGGAGGACUGGGCCAGCCCUGGGUAGGUUUGCCAUACGUCCUUUGUAGGAUGCUUUCAGAGACAGAGGGUUCAGAUGCCACGCUACCCAGCUUCUCAGGUGCUGGUCAGUGAGAAGAAACCCCCCACCCCUCCCAGCUUCCCGGAGGGGUGGACAGGACCUGCAUGCUAGCUCCCUCUCUCCUGCCUGAAAAAGUAGCUGAAGGCCAGGGCCCUGUGCUUGGGCUCAGCCAUCCGCACUGGGAGAGGGGCCUCAGAGGGAAACUAAGGUAUAGGGGCAUUGGCACUAUCUAGACUGGGUGGGGAGGGUGGAGGCCCUACCAAGUGUGCCCCACCUGCAUGUGAAGGGGGAAGAUGGUUCGCAACUUCUUUCAAUAAAUAUUUACCACACA
This is a messenger RNA of Mesocricetus auratus (golden hamster), 2995 nucleotides long. RefSeq names its product sterile alpha motif domain containing 14 (gene Samd14). NCBI's taxonomy places the organism in Eukaryota, Metazoa, Chordata, Mammalia, Rodentia, Cricetidae. Gene Ontology annotation, biological process: neuron projection development; actin filament organization; calcium-mediated signaling. Gene Ontology annotation, molecular function: actin filament binding. Gene Ontology annotation, cellular component: cytoplasm; dendrite; actin cytoskeleton. The record is from RefSeq and is a predicted model, not a curated record.